ACAAGUGAAUGUUGUUUAAUACACCACGCAGAGGUGUUGGUAGUUGGUAGCUUAAUACACCAAGCUUUUCCAGACUCAUACGCACCUCCAUGUUUUCUUGCAGUGGUUCUUAUUGGAGAAUCUGGCGUUGGCAAGAGCAACUUGCUGUCACGGUUCACCAAGAAUGAGUUUAAUCAUGACAGCCGGACGACCAUCGGAGUGGAGUUCAGCACAAGAACUGUGCAGCUAAACGGUCUCACCAUCAAAGCUCAGAUCUGGGACACUGCCGGACUGGAGCGGUACCGGGCCAUCACUUCUGCUUAUUAUCGAGGAGCGGUUGGAGCUCUACUAGUCUAUGACAUUUCAAAGCACUUGACGUAUGAAAGUGUCGAGCGCUGGCUGAAGGAGCUCUACGAUCACGCAGAUCCUCAUAUCGUAGUGAUGCUUGUGGGCAACAAAACGGACCUGUCAGCGGUACGAUCUGUUCCAACAGCGGACGCAAAGGACUUUGCAGGUCAUUACUGAAGACACCUUAUUAUAUUAUACCAGUUUACACAAAAUUCACACAGAAACUCAAAGGUCUUCACGAGAUCCCUUCGAAAUGAAAGCUCCACCUAACUUGAAGAAAUUACAACAAAUAUAA
Molecule: messenger RNA, 622 nt
Organism: Sinocyclocheilus rhinocerous
Lineage: Eukaryota; Metazoa; Chordata; Actinopteri; Cypriniformes; Cyprinidae
Product: ras-related protein Rab-25-like
Exons: 2
Molecular function (GO): GTPase activity; GTP binding
Source: RefSeq, a predicted model, not a curated record